This is a messenger RNA of Rhagoletis zephyria (snowberry fruit fly), 1452 nucleotides long. NCBI's taxonomy places the organism in Eukaryota, Metazoa, Arthropoda, Insecta, Diptera, Tephritidae. The record is from RefSeq and is a predicted model, not a curated record.
AUGUCCGAGCCCAGCAAAGUCGCGUUUGAAGUCGACUACAGGCGAUCUCCGCUUCGACAGCGCAAGCAGAACUUGCCUGAAGAAGGAGGAGACUCGGUGGAUGCGGCCGAAGGUAAGCCGCUGAUGCCGGCUGAUACUGGCAGUGCUGCAUCGCCUCAAAAUCGUAAACAAAGCGUAGACGGAUUGGAUUCCGAUGCCGAUGAUAAGCUGAUUGAUGAGUCGAACAUUGAGAGCCUGGUCAGGGACCUGCCUCAGGCCACUGACCGAACGGUGCAGUUUCUGGACAACCUGCUUGCUGUCCUCCCCAACAAAUGGAGAAACUCUAUUGUUCGUACCAUUUUCACGUUGCUGAUGGUAAGCGUCUUUUCGCUAAUCAUCUACUGGGGCCCUCUUCCGCUGAUGCUGGUGACCCUGAUCGUACAAGUGAAAUGCUUUCAGGAGAUCAUCUCCAUUGGCUAUUCGGUGUACAGGGUGCACAACCUUCCCUGGUUCCGUUCCCUUUCCUGGUACAUGCUCAUCGCCUCCAACUACUUCUUUUACGGCGAGAGCCUGAUGGAUAACAUUGGAUUUUUCAUUCGAAACGCGAAUUUCAUGUCACCGCUGAUGACAUAUCAUCGUUUUAUUUCGUUCUCACUCUACGUUGUUGGUUUUAUUUGGUUUGUUCUUAGUCUGGUGAAGAGGUACUACCUGCGUCAGUUCUCUCUGUUUGCCUGGACACAUGUAACGUUGUUGAUUGUGGUCUCUCAGUCGUACCUGAUCAUUCAGAACAUGUUUGAAGGCUUGAUAUGGUUCAUCGUGCCCGUUUCGAUGAUAGUGAUCAACGAUGUGAUGGCCUACAUAUUUGGAUUCUUUUUCGGCAAGACACCCCUCAUUAAGCUGUCGCCGAAGAAGACCUGGGAGGGCUUCAUUGGCGGCGGUCUGGCCACCGUGGUGCUUGGCAUGGUUAUUUCACACGUUCUCUGCGGUUACCAGUUCUUUGUCUGUCCCAUUGAGACCUACGAUCACGCAGAGUGGACCUUCCACUGCAAGCCGUCCUUUCUCUUUCAGCUGACCGAGUUCCACUUUUCAGGAACAAUGAAGUUUCUUUUGAAAAUUAUUGGCUUGCCACAAACCGUGGUCAUGUACCCCUUUGUGCUGCACUCCUUGGCGCUGUCGCUCUUCAGCUCGAUCAUCGGCCCCUUCGGGGGCUUCUUCGCCAGCGGCUUCAAGCGGGCGUUCAAGAUCAAGGACUUUGGCGACGUCAUUCCGGGGCACGGCGGCAUCGUCGACCGCUUCGACUGUCAGUACCUGAUGGCGACCUUCGUCAAUGUGUACAUCUCCAGCUUCAUCCGGGCGCCGAAUGAGGCGAAGAUCAUCCACAUGAUCAGCCAACUGAAACCCGAAGUGCAGAUGAACAUCCUCAAGACGAUUGCCCAAAACUUGAACUUGAAUACGACAAUGCCAGUUGUGUAG